CCGGCGGCGGGGAUGGCGGCAGCGGCGGCGAGGAGACGGGUGCUGUGCCUCUUCGACGUGGACGGCACCCUGACGCCGGCUCGGCAGAAAAUCGAGCCGGAGGUGGACGCGUUCCUGCGGGAGCUGCGGGAGAGGGUGCACAUCGGUGUGGUGGGAGGCUCCGACUAUGCCAAGAUAGCCGAGCAGCUGGGGGACGGCGAUGAAGUCAUCGAUAAGUUUGACUAUGUCUUUGCUGAGAACGGCACAGUGCAAUACAAGAAUGGGCAGCUGGUCUCCAAGCAGGCCAUUCAGGACCAUUUGGGGGAAGAGCUGCUGCAGGAUCUAAUCAACUUCUGUCUCAACUACAUGGCGCUGCUGAAGCUGCCCAAGAAACGAGGAACCUUCAUUGAGUUUCGCAACGGGAUGCUGAACAUCUCUCCCAUCGGCCGGAGCUGCACCCCAGAGGAGCGCAUCGAGUUCUCCGAGCUGGACAAGGCUGGCCCAGCAGCUGUCUUCCCUCUCCCAGCCCCAGGAGCUGGAACUAAUGGGAGCCUUCCAGAUUGGAAGGGCCACGGUGCAUCUGCUGGGCAGAUCUCUGGACUGCUCGGCCCAUGCCCACAGCAGUUUCUGCCUCAGAAAGAGCGGAUCCGGGAGAAGUUUGUGGCAGCCUUGCAGAGGGAGUUUGCUGGCAAGGGCCUGCGCUUCUCUCGAGGUGGCAUGAUCAGCUUUGACGUCUUCCCGGAGGGCUGGGACAAGCGCUACUGCCUCAACGUGCUCGACGACGAGAGAUUUGACACCAUCCACUUCUUUGGGAACGAGACAACCCCUGGAGGGAACGACUAUGAAAUCUACGACGACCCGCGCACGGUGGGACACAGCGUGCAGUCCCCACAGGACACGGUCCAGCGCUGCCGUGAAAUCUUCUUCCCCGAGCGAGCCAACGAGUGCUGAUUGCCACAGCCACACAGCCCUGCCCUGGCCCCAACCUCUCCCCCCUGACAGAAAAAAAAAGCACCUUCGUUUGAGGAAUCAGCUCAGGGUAGACCCAAACAAAGCCACUUGCCACAGCUGGUGGGGAUGUAGCGCGUGAAGGCGGGUGGGUGUGCAGGCUCCUUGACACUCCCCUAGCUAUGGCUGGGGCUUGUCAAACCAGAGCCUCCUCACAUCCAGAAAAACUUCUUUCUUGUCAGUUGAGGCUGUGGUGGGAGGCGCUGCAGAUGCUUUCUUGGUCAGGAAGCAUUGGAAAAGGCCAGUCGUGAGAGUGUGUGCGUGUCCGUCCUGCACUCCCUCUCCUCCCCUCUCCUUUUUCCCUCUGUUUCUCUUAACGCUUCUGCAUGAGGGAAGAUGCAUCUCACCUUUCUCCGCCCCUCGCACCUUGGCUGGGGAGGAUGGGGCUGCUUAGGCCCCAGGCACUCUCCCCAGAGUUGCUGUGAAGUGAGGGACCAGCAAGGCCCUUCGCUACAGGCCCGUGGGAGAGAGGAGUAGCUGUGGCCCCGGCUCAUUGUGGCGUUGUGCAUCCAAACAGAGAGGAUCCCGUGUCCUUCACCUCAGUGCCAUGCCACAACAGUCCCUACAGGUGGCCCGGCAACUACAGCUUUGAAAUUACUCUGCUCCUGCUCUGAGCUUUGCUCAGGCACAUGGAGAAACUUUCUUCAGCUUACAAAAAAAACAGAACCCAGCAUGGCUACCUUGAGUUUAUUUUCUGUGCUCUACAGAGGUUGUCAAGUCAGACCUUGCCUGGCAUGGCUGGAGGACUCCGGGUGCCUGGUCUCUGCAGAGUGCCCUGCAGAUCACUUGGAGGCAGAAGGCUUCCCAACAGUCUUCCCCGUCAGCUGUCCAUUAGGCAUCACAGAUGUGCCAGUGCAAAACCUCCCACAGGGCACUUGCAACGGACUGAGCCCCGCUUCUUUCUCAGUGCUCAGCUUUCCAUCCUCCUGCCAGAGACAUUUUCAGGGAGGGCCAACGCAGGCUGGACCUAGGUUCUAGUGCCAGUGGAGGUCCACACUCAGCAGUGGCCUCCAAGCUUGUUUUUCCACCCCACCUCGUCCCACAUGCUUGGUUUACCUGGUCACCUUCAGGGACACAAGUUCUCCAGUGCAGCUGACGUAUCCUCCUGCUUCUCUCUUCUGGGUCUUUGUGGGUUGCAAACCACAUCUCUCCUUUCUCCCUUGACCUCUUCCCUCACAUUGCCCCCUAAAUCCUGGCCACUGUGCUGGGGUAUGAGACCACGUGAGUGAUACUAGUCACAACUUGAUGCUCAAGAGGAGUUCAGGGAUAAGAUGUCCUGCUUAUAGCUCCCCAGGCACACGACUGGUGUUUGUAGACCUUGGAGGGUCCCAGAUGUUCCUUCAAAACCUCCCCAUAUUACUCCUUGGGAGCCUUUCUCAGCACAUCACAGAAUCACAGAAUGGUAGAUCAUCCAGUCCAGCCCCCUGCUAAAGCAGGUUCCCCUCGAUCAGGUGACAUAGAAAUGAGUCCAGGUGGGUUUUGGAAACCUCCAGAGCAGGAGACUCCACAACCUCUCUAAGCAGCCGUUGCCAGGGCUCCCUCAUCCUCACAGGAAGGAAGUAUUUCCUCGUGUUCCAAGUGGAACAUCCCUGCUGGCAUAGGACUGCCCCAUCUCUUUCUUGUCUGUUUUCUCUCCCCUUUUUUUUUCCCCUUUCCCGCUUUCCUCACCAUUGCUCUUCAUCUCCCACCUAGCAGCUAGACUGCAAAGAGAAGUUUCUCAGAUGGCUUCUGCCACUUGAUCAAGGGGACAAGUUCUUCAGGUGAGAUAUGUUGGUGCUUUUAGACCCAGGGCAGAGCUCUCACAUUGCCACAGGCAGAAUCCUGGGUGAACCUUGGCCCCACUGCCAUACUGCACGCACAGGAGUAUUGCAGCGUCUCCUCCACCUGACUGUACCUCUUAACUUUACAACACAUUAGGUCUGCAAUGCAUCACAUUUGCAUGAGCUCAGUGGUCUGCCCAGCACUGAGAAAUCCCCAACAAGUGCACAGAUUCCUCUGUCUACCCAGACAACAUUUCUGCAUGGGAAACGAGGACCUGUCAGGGAAGCCUGAAUGCAGAGUGUCCUUUUCACGGGCCACAGGUUUUGGCCCUCCACUGCAACCUUGACGGGAGGAAUUGUGUGUUUUGUGGUCCUUCCAUCUCUGUUUCACUGUGGAUCAGGCUAUGUUUUGGUUUUGGAGGUUUAUUUUUCAAUAAGUCCAUUCAAAGUCAGCAGGAUCUGCAGAGCUUGGUGGUGGGUGAAGGGCAGGGCCUGUCCCUGAAGGCACGAGACAGUGUGGUGGCCUUGGGGACUGAGCUGCUUUGCAUAGUUGAAGGGAAGGGCAGGCUCUGUCCAAGGCUGCCCCUGAUGGCAGCACGUCCCUUGCUCGGUGUGAGGGCAGUUGUGGGAAGGGCAGCACUGUAGCAGGGAUGACCUGUGAGGCACCAGGUGUUGCUUUCUGUGCUCAAGAGCUCACCUGUGCAUGGGUAAGGUCAAGUUCAGGAACCUUCCCCGUCCUGCCUGUCUUACACCAAGCUUGGGCUAACUGAGGGCACCUCACACCAGGAGACUCUGUCCUGUUAGAAUGCUGAGGAGAUGGAGGAUGACAGCAGAAGUAACUGGGGCAACCCCGGAGUAUCACAGGCCCAGGAUGGUCGAGGCCAAUGAGACCAGGUCAGCUGGUCCUGCCCCGCGGUUCAAGCAGGGCCACUGGCAACCUGCGUGGUGGUUUUGUGGGCAGGGCUGAGGCACAGCACUGGGGUGGGAGCCUUACAGGUAAGGAACAGUGUGUACCUGUCCCUGACCCCUCUCUGGCACCCUGCUUCUCGUCUGGUGGGAGAGUGUGAGUGAGCGGCCAUGGCGGGCCUCACGCUGGGGCCGUGUGGCUCCAUGGCUCGGUGAGGCGGGCGGCUGCCGUCUGCCCCAGGCCAACUGUUAAAU
Colius striatus (speckled mousebird) is the source of this 3908-nucleotide messenger RNA. RefSeq names its product phosphomannomutase 1 (gene PMM1). The transcript has 9 exons. The record is from RefSeq and is a predicted model, not a curated record. Gene Ontology annotation, molecular function: phosphomannomutase activity. Gene Ontology annotation, biological process: protein N-linked glycosylation; GDP-mannose biosynthetic process; mannose metabolic process. Gene Ontology annotation, cellular component: cytosol. Bases 13 to 930 code for a protein of 305 amino acids. Lineage: Eukaryota; Metazoa; Chordata; Aves; Coliiformes; Coliidae.